Panicum hallii is the source of this 1052-nucleotide messenger RNA. Its product is annotated as oxygen-evolving enhancer protein 2, chloroplastic. Gene Ontology annotation, molecular function: calcium ion binding. The record is from RefSeq and is a predicted model, not a curated record. The coding region runs from base 84 to 857 and encodes 257 amino acids. Gene Ontology annotation, cellular component: photosystem II; extrinsic component of membrane; photosystem II oxygen evolving complex. NCBI's taxonomy places the organism in Eukaryota, Viridiplantae, Streptophyta, Magnoliopsida, Poales, Poaceae. The transcript is spliced from 3 exons. Gene Ontology annotation, biological process: photosynthesis.
AGCGCCCGGCGCAUCCACAGCUCUUUCUAGAGACAAUCGCAGGAGAGCACAGCAACCAGCGAGCAGCGAGCCCAGGCGCAGCCAUGGCGUCCACCACCUGCUUCCUCCACCAGUCCACCGCCCGCUUCGGCGCCGCCGCCUCGGCGCGCCCCCAGGCGCCGCGGGCCCAGCUCGUGUGCAAGGCGCAGAAGCAGGACGCCGCCGCCGAGGGCGACGCCGCGGUCACCCGCCGCGCCGCGCUCACGCUCCUCGCGGGCGUCGCCGCCGUCGGCGCCAAGGUGAACCCCGCCGCCGCUGCCUACGGAGAAGCAGCCAACGUGUUCGGGAAGCCCAAGACGAACACGGACUUCAUCGCCUACAGCGGCGACGGGUUCAAGCUGCUGAUCCCGUCCAAGUGGAACCCCAGCAAGGAGCGUGAGUUCCCCGGCCAGGUGCUCCGCUACGAGGACAACUUCGACGCCAACAGCAACGUCUCCGUCAUGGUCCAGCCCACCACCAAGAAGACCAUCACCGACUACGGCUCGCCCGAGGAGUUCCUCGCCCAGGUCGACUACCUCCUCGGCAAGCAGGCCUACGCCGGCAAGACGGACUCCGAGGGCGGGUUCGAGACCGACGCGGUGGCCACGGCCAACAUCCUGGAGAGCUCGGCGCCGGUGAUCGAUGGGAAGCAGUACUACAGCGUGUCCGUGCUGACCAGGACGGCGGACGGCGACGAGGGCGGGAAGCACCAGCUCAUCACGGCCACCGUCUCGGACGGCAAGCUCUACAUCUGCAAGGCGCAGGCCGGCGACAAGAGGUGGUUCAAGGGCGCCAGGAAGGGCGUCGAGAAGGCAGCCAGCUCCUUCAGCGUCGCAUAAGCACGGAAUUUGUUUCUUUUGGUUCAGGGAUGCUUACGUAGAUACAGAGGCUGGGCAUGCGUGUGCGCUCCGGCCUUUGAUUGUACAUGAGAACAAAGACCAAGGAGAGCUCCAUUUCGUCCCUGCAAGGAUUGAUUUCUGCUCUCAUCCACGAUGUUUAAGAACUCCUAGUACUAAUAAUGCUUCGUUUUUGUA